Messenger RNA from Sitodiplosis mosellana (orange wheat blossom midge), 3789 nucleotides. RefSeq lists its product as uncharacterized. The transcript has 5 exons. NCBI's taxonomy places the organism in Eukaryota, Metazoa, Arthropoda, Insecta, Diptera, Cecidomyiidae. The record is from RefSeq and is a predicted model, not a curated record. The coding region runs from base 686 to 3274 and encodes 862 amino acids.
UUUCUACCGUUAAAUUAAGUAAUGCUUUUGCCCACUUCAGUGGUGCAUUUCACCAUUAAUUCACAUACAAUCCCGUCCGAAUCGGAUGAAAUUCGGGUAUCAUCCAACUGUACGCUACACUCGAAUAACAUCCAUUUGUGACGGUAAUAAUGGGUGUGAAAACUGACUGACUGACUGAGAAUUAUAUAUGUACAACAGAUUUGAUCGUUUUCAUCUUUGAAUCAAUUGAGAAAUCAGAACCGUUGUGCAACAUUUUCAAUUGUAAAUGUCACUUGAAAUCUUCAAACUAUUCAUUAGCUCUAGAAAUAUGCACAAUAUAAUAAUCAUUUUCAGUAUAAAAAACUGUCGAAGCAAAAACAUUUUGCUUCUCUUUGGAGAUUUCCCUUUCUGUCUCCAAUUUGUAAAACAGCAGUUUUGACGCAGCAACCGUCACGCCAUCCAAAUGUGGUGUUCAAAGGAUGAAACAUUGGCGCCGAACGAUUCGUUUUGCAAAUGUCACUCAGCACAGCGGCUCAUUGGUGUAGGAACAUUCAACGAGAAAAGGCAAUUUUUACAGGCAUAUUAUUUUGCAAUUUUGAGGCGAGAUCCGCAUUGAGACAGGGAGACAGAGAGCAAACGAAGCCUGAUCUAUUCAAAUCGUUUGGAUUCAUACGAAGUGGACUUAUUGUGACCGAGAUCCAUCGCGAUGGCGAAGCGUAAGCGGCACAAUAAGACGUUUGGUAGGCCAAGGGAGAACAAAGUGCAGAUGAAAAAGCACUCCAUUGUGAAGAAAAAACGUGUCAAUCGGAAAGAAGAUUCAACAAAACAGUCGACAGAAAAUGGCACAAUCGAAAUCAGCGCGAUCAAAUUGGCAUUUAAUUCGAUAAUUAAUACGAACUUAACAGAAACAGAAAGAGGAUUUCUGAUCCAUAAGUUCUUCGAGAAAUGUUUGAAUGUUACGAAAGUCAUGCAUCUUGCAUCGAUGUUAAUGCUCUACAGAAUCAACGAAGCAUUUGAUGAUGACAAUUUGAAUUUCUUCGUGAAUCAAAAUGGAGCAAAUGUGAUAACAGACUGUUUCAACUGUGUCACAUCGGACAACAUCAAUGAUCCACUCACAGCCCAAAUGCCAGACGCAUUUCUCGCGAUGGUGACCCAAGGUAGCCCCAACUUUGAAUGGCCACGCCGCCAUCAAAUGACUCGCCAAGUUUAUGCUCUCAAGGACCAGUAUGUGGCCAAUGUGAAGACAAAUUUGGAGACGCACUGUUGGGUGAGAUUGACCCACUUUCUACGUGUAAAGUGCCAUGAAUUCAAUCACAAAGGAAGCCCACUUGACGUUAUUUAUAAUGCAUCAUACUUGCCUUUUGUUGACAUUGACAUUCGAAAUACGAAGGAAAAUUUGAUGUACAAUGAAGAUUGGACAUAUGAUGAUGAUGAAAGUCGAAAGUGGAAGAUGGAUAUACUGUUUAAGGAAGUGUCUCAGCUUUGUGGCCCAUCAUUCGUAAAAUGCUUCACAAUGUACGAAUACAUUCAAAAGGACUGGUUCGAGUCUUUGUGGAUGUGGAUAGGCAUGCAACGAAUUGUCGAGAAAUUUUUGAUCGAUACGACUCACCUUCGUCAACAGUGGAAAGCAUACGAUCGUGAUCCAGUGAACAAUCGAGAGCCGUCGGUACCGAAGAUACCAAAAGUGAAGAAUUUGGCCGCUAUUCCACUCAGUGAUACAAAACUGAAGCACAUACCAUUCGACCAUGAUGAUUUGAUUAAUAUCAUUGGCCAGUUGAGAAAUGAACGGGGAUGGGAUAUCCGUGCUGAUUAUCGUACAUACUACAAGCAAGGCGAGAACAAAGACGAGGCAUGGGGAAUUGUGUUCGAUAUGGACAAAAUCAGACAGCUCAGAACCGGUUCGAAGGAGUUUUACCACAAAAUUCAAACCAACAGUAGUGCCGUGUCAGUGUUGUUUAGCAGACCCAAACGCAAAGGAGCCGGCGUGACUAUGGAACAAAUCAAGGCAAAGUACGAAAAGCCAGUCAGCAAAGGCGGUUACAUGUAUGAAUCAAGAAUUGAUCCCGGCCAGAAAACAAAAAUGGCCUGCGUGCGUCGGACUCUCGCUACUGGAACUGAAACCAACAUCAAAUUAUCGAGUAUUCAAUAUCACUGGGGUGCGCGACAAGGAAUGCGCGACAAACAGGCCACGAAAAUGACCAGAAAGUACGUGCACAAAGAACAGCGCGACUUGAAAAGCUAUCCGAUCACAUCCGUAUCGCCGCGAGGAUCACAAUGGAAAUCAUUCAUUAAGCACAAAAUCAAAAUGCUGACAGAUUCAUUGGCUACAUACGCCAGAAGAAAAUACGCACAGCUAUCGUUGCACAAGUACAUCGAGUCUAAUCGCGAAAUGGAUUUGAUGGCUAAACACAUAACAAACAAUGAGACAGGAGUUGUGUUCCUUGGUGAUGCGGCGUUCCCAUCAAAUUCGAAAAUCGGUGUGAAAAGAACAAAACGAACACCGGAUCAGCGAAAGUUCAUAGUUAGCCUAAAAAAGGACAGCAAAACGGAUGUUGCGCUUACACCAGAGCCGUAUACAUCACAAACCUGUGCCAAUUGCUUGCGGCGAUUUCCAAGAAGCACAAAAAGUGACCGAUUCAAAGUAUGCAAAGAUUGUCGCCCACACAAGGAUGUGAGACUCCCACCGGUUAUCGUGACUGAUCGAAGCAGACGGCGCAAGCAACGUGAUCGAAAACAAAAUGCCAGCCAAAAGCCAACAGCAAAUGUAACUAGAGCCGAAAGAGCUGAGAAGCACCGGGAAAAGCGUCGAAGUGAGCGUGAAAGCCACAAUCCAGAGCAAUUGGAUACCGAACAGGCAGUGAGACGGUACAAUCGACGCAUACGACGGCGUGAACUACGUCAACGACGUCGAGUUGCAGGCCAUCGCAGCCGUAAAGUAACCAAACAACCGGAAGCGGAAUCCGAUUCGCCAGGUUUUGAUAAAAUUGGUGACACAAGUAUUUGCAAGAUUCGUGUCAAAAAUCGUAAGGCCAAACCACAAUUAUGGCUGCGAAUACAUUACAAUGCAAAUGAUAAAGGAAUUGGGGAUUUGGGGUCAAAGAAAAUACUCUUCCAGAAAAACUGGCGCUCAAGUCCAAUGAAUGAUCAGAACGCUUUUACUGUUACUUGGCAUCGUGACAUCUGUGCGGCGAAGUGCAUCUUGUACAGAGGCCGUUGUAUGGUUUUCGACUUGAAUGUGAACGAAUCAUUUGUGUUACCACCAGAAAGGAUAUGGCCAAUCAAAUGCUGUCGAUGAAAAGUAGAGCGUAGAUUAAGAGGAUAAAAUAAAACAUUAACGAUUAGUUAUUUUCAAAGCUUGAUUUUUGUGGCUUUGUACAUAUUAAAAUGUGUGUGCAAAUACACGAUGUAAUACGGGUUAAACCCGUAGGUAAGUUGUUGUAUGUAAGAUUUUCUCAGUCAGUUGGUCAAUUUCAAUAUCCACACCAAUAUUUACCAAAGUCAUAAAUGGACCUAGUUCAAGUGAAGCGUACAGUUGGAUGAUACUCUAGGUGGGUCCAUUUAUGACCUUGUUUCACACGUGAUUUGUUAUUUUGUUAUCAAUUGAUUCAUAAUCGUUUUUAUAUCCUUCUAAUUGAUUUGUUUUUACUGUUUUUUUCUACUUCCAUUGUGACGUUAAAAAUGACUGAAACUACACACAAAUGUGGGCCUUAAUUCGACCGUUUACAUACGCUUGGUAAUGGAUGUAUUUGCGUCAACAAUUGUUUCUUGGGUCUGCAGUGGGUCAAUUUCAUAAUCAUUUUUCGUUGAAAA